Myxocyprinus asiaticus (Chinese sucker) is the source of this 8061-nucleotide messenger RNA. Its product is annotated as cGMP-inhibited 3',5'-cyclic phosphodiesterase 3A-like. Gene Ontology annotation, molecular function: 3',5'-cyclic-AMP phosphodiesterase activity. The coding region runs from base 2158 to 5631 and encodes 1157 amino acids. Gene Ontology annotation, cellular component: cytosol. The record is from RefSeq and is a predicted model, not a curated record. Gene Ontology annotation, biological process: positive regulation of oocyte development; oocyte maturation. The transcript has 16 exons. NCBI's taxonomy places the organism in Eukaryota, Metazoa, Chordata, Actinopteri, Cypriniformes, Catostomidae.
AAAAUGAGAAGAUGGAAUCAAAUAAACAAAUAAAAUUAAUAUUUGAAGCAAUAUAAAACAGCAUAUUUUGGGGUAAUACAUUACAUUUUAUGAAGGGAUGGAAUAAUAGGCUAACAAAGUCUCAAUUAAAUAUUCUGAAAUAUUACAUUUGAAAUAAAAAAACAGUCAGCAAGAACUAAUAGCCAAACGGUGACAUUUAUGUGACUUGUGUUUGAUGUGAAUGUUAGCAAACUAUAACAUUUUACUGUAAUAGGAAAGUCAGACAGCAAGGACCAAUAUUAGGCUACACAGUAAAAAAAAUAAAAUAAUAAUAAUAAAUAAUUUUUUGUCUGAUACACUAAAAAAUUAAGUCGUUACCCUUAAUUGAAUGGUAGAAAUGUUUUAAAAGAAAUUAAAUAUAUUUCAUUCUGAUUAAGGUAGUUUUAUUGAGCCAACAUAACUGAGUUGGAUUAGGUCAAAUUAAUGUACUAUAGUAGUUUUAACUCAAUUUAAUUAGGUUCAUCAAACUCAAUUUAAUAAGGUUUAUUUAAUACAUUUUCUUAUGUUGGUCCAACUUAAUUUAUUUUAUUAAUCAUUAGUAUAUGCCAGAUCAACAAGUGUAAGGACAGUGAAACUGUUGCACUAUUAAUUUAAUAGAAACUAAGCAGGAAUCAAGAAUCACUUGAAAAUGAAAGUCCAUCCUCAAACUAAGCACAAGCACCAAUCCUCACCACAAUGGUAACCCCCAAAACUCCAGAUUAACAUUUUUAACCAUUAACAAAUCUCCUCAUAUUCCCAUAAAUGCUAAAAAUAACUUAAUUUCAACCUUUGUUCUUUCUGUCCAGUCCCAUGCACAGCAAAUUCCCUUGCCCAGUUUCAUUAAUGCUACAUUAACACCGCUAAAAGUAUUCAUGUUGUCCCAACUCAAGUGGAUUAAGUAAACUUCCAUUUUACAAAUUGUAAUGGAUAGAACGCAAUGAAAUCAAAUUGUGACAAAAUGUUCUAGAAUUGUGUUGCUUUAAUUUAAUUAAGUAACUUGAACAAGCAGCAACAAUUCUUUUUGUUGUUGUUGAGUGUAACCUAAAAAAAAGGAUGUGUUUUAUGUAAUUAUAUUUCAAAUUAUCUGGUCUUAUUCAAGUCAAAAAUAUUAUUUAAUAUGAAUGGAUCAACCUAACUACGUUACACAAAUGAAAGUCAUUUUAUAGUGUCAGAUCAGGUAGAUAAAGUAAAAUAAAUGAGAGAAAUUAGUAUAACAAUAGACAUAAUGCCGUUUUUAUGUAGUUUAACUUUCAAGAGUGCAGAUAAACAAAUGCAACUAAAAUGACAUUUCAUAAAUGUGGGUUACUAACUUUAAAAUGUUACCAAAUCAAGCUGAAAUAAAUAACACUGCAACCUGUAUUACACGUCUCGAUGACGUAGAUGUUGGUGAGUUGUAAAAAUGAAAUAUUCAAGAAAACACAUGGACACGCUGACAUCAGCAGGGCUUUGUGCUGUGAAUGGGGCAACAUUGCUCGAGGCUCCGCAUCUGAAACCAGUGAUCAAUAAAUGAGCUUGAUCAAUGCAUUGAAUUGAGUCCGACCACGAUCAGUCAUCGUACUUGACCGUUUAUAUGCAGCAGUAGACCGCAGCUCGCGCUGUGUGUGUGUGUGUGUGCGCAUGAGUGUGUGUUGUGUUACGGACCGCCUCGACACCAACGGGACAUUGUCCAAUAUGAUCCAGCGCGAGUAAAACCCACAGAAAUAUUCCACCAGGGAGAUUUUCCACGCGUCAAAACGAUCCAAGAGUGAAUGGAGUUCGGAAAAGAAGGGAAAUCCAGAGGUUUGCGCGAGAAACCCGGAUAGUAACAAAGAAAGAAAGCUACAGGGAGGGAGGAAGGGUUGCUUAUGAUGAUGAUGAUGACGAAGAAGAUGGCCUAGAAACAUCAGGAGUUAUUCUUCUUUCUGCUUGACUGGAUCAUGACUUGAUGGGGAAUUUUACGCAUGGAAAACAAAAGGCGUUUGCGCACACUUUUGUUUUUGCGCAAGGAUGUUUUUGGAGAAAAUAACACACUCGCUACUGUCUAACAUUCAUUCUGCUGGUCUAAAGUCACACAGAUGAGAGGGAAUAGCGGUUUUGCGCUUUACUAAUGUGUGUGCGCAUAUGCGCGUAUGUGUGUGCGCGCGUGUUUUCCCUUGACUGAUGGCAGUGGAAUCCGAGCGCAACGGUUAUGUGCGCACAUGUGUCUCUCCCGUGGAGCAGGACCCUUGUCACUCCUGGCUGGCUCUGAUAUGGAGCGCGUGGAGCUCUAGGAGUCUCGUGUGCGUCGGCUCGCUCUCUGUGUUCCUCGCGCUACUCGUUCAGUCCGCGGACUGGGAUGCGGAGCGCACGCACGCACACUCGGGAUCUCCCGCGCUGUAUGUGGUGACGCUCGUGGAACUUGUGUGGCAGCUGCUCUCGCCCGCGCUUACCCUCGUGUGUGCCUUCUUCUGGGUGGGUGUGUAUCUGCUCCGCUGCGGGGUGCUCGUCCGGACGGCUGUGUUCCUUCUCACCGUGUGCCAUCUGGGCGAAGCGGCGGCGCAGUCGCUGUUGGAUGCACAGCAGCUCUACUCGUUCGCGGCCACCGCGCUGGUGCUGCUCGCCUGCCUGGCCAGCGGGGCGCUCAUGGUGGUGCGGCUGGGUCAAGGCGUCUCCGUGCUCGUCUUCAUCAGCAUCGUUAGGACCGUGUCGCUGGUCUCGCUGCAGAAGGUGCGCGCCAGCUGGAGACCCUACCUGGCGUACCUACUCGGGGUGCUGGGGGUCCUGCUGGCGAGGUAUGCGGACAGACUGCUGCCGGACCAGGGCGCAUCACACCGCGAGGGAUCGAGCGCGGAUAUUCCGGUAUUUAAGAGGCGCAGGAGGUCCAGCUCUGUAGUGUCGUCGGACAUGGCACAGCACGGGCAGUCCAGGGGCAAAUCCCACCGGAGAACAUCGCUGCCCUGCCUGCCGAGAGAGCAGAUGCUCCCACAGCAAGAAUGGGACCACAAGAGAGGCACCCGGGGAUCUCAGUCAUCUGGCACCAGUGUGAAUGUGGACAUUGCUGUGAUGGGUGAGGCCCACGGUCUGAUCUCAGAUCUGCUAGCAGACCCCUCCCUCCCACCCAACACCUGCAGCACGCUGCGGGCCGUCAGUAACCUGCUCAGCACACAGCUCACCUUCCAACCGCUGCACCACCGGCCACGCCUGAGCCCCCUGCUGGCCUUCAGCGACGGACACACGUGCUCCGACUCAGAGGAGGUGCCGGAGAAGGGAGAGAGGCUGGCCAUCCCCAAGCGUUUAAGGAGGAGUUUGCCUCCAGGGCUUUUGAGACGAAUCUCUUCCACGUGGACCACCACCACUUCAGCCACGGGCCUACCAACCCUCGAACCCGGGCCGGUCAGACGGGACCGCAGUGCCAGCAUCAAAGCACCUCACGAUGGUCCUUCCAGCAGUUUGGGGAACACUGAUUCAUGGAACAACACCGUGAUGCUCACUAUCUCCAAGAGCAGGUCCAUGUCUGCUUCAUAUGCUGCCUCAGCCACCAACCACAUCUAUAGCAAGAGUAGAAGAGGUUACCCUUCCAACGUCUCACCUCUAGCCUCACCUUGCCACUCCCCCCCAGUCCAGGGCACACCGUUGAACAGCCCCACCACCAAAACCCCUUCAGUGGAGCUGCUUGACCCAGAACUUCCACAGGGGGACGGACCCCCACCAAGGAGCCCCCACAAAGCCUUAACGCACAGUCAGAGCGCACCCAGCCCCAGUACGACACAAUGGGCGCCGCCUCCACUCUGCAGCAGCUGUGGACGGCCUUACAGUAAACUGAGACAUGGUGAUGGAUCUAUAGACGCGGGGGACAGAACCCAACAGUCAGAAGAGCCGGUUAUAAUGUCGUCAGACUGUGACAGCACCUAUGAGACCAACCACAGGGACAGCAGCGACUUUGCACAGAACGAGGAGGACGGGGAGGGUCACAGAAAACCCUUCAACACCGCGGGCCCCUGCAGGACUUACCAGCCUCAGGCACUAGCACUGGCUACACUUAUACCACCAGAGGAUAAGCCCAUUCUGGCCCCGGAGCCGCUGGUAAUGGAGGGACUCGAGCCUCUCAUGAGUCAAAUCAACAACUGGAACUUCCCUAUCUUCAGUCUGAUGGAGAAAACCAACGGCAGAUGUGGCUGCAUUCUCAGUCAGGUGUCCUACCGGCUGUUUGUUGAUACAGGACUUUUUGAGACAUUCAAGAUUCCAGUGAGGGAGUUCAUGAAUUAUUUCCACGCUCUGGAGAAUGGAUACAGAGACAUACCAUAUCACAAUCGAAUUCAUGCAACAGAUGUCCUCCAUGCGGUUUGGUACCUCACCACUCAACCUGUGCCUGGUUUACCUACACUAGCCCAUGUCCAAGGAUCACUCAGUGACUCGGACUCUGACAGUGGGCUAGCUUAUGGGCGCACAAAGCACCUGAUGUCAAGGAUGUAUCCUGAAGAAGAGGAGGGUUACGGCUGUUUGUCCGGUCUCAUCCCUGCUCUAGAGCUGAUGGCUCUUUACGUAGCAGCUGCAAUGCAUGAUUAUGAUCAUCCUGGCAGAACCAACGCAUUCCUGGUGGCCACCAGCGCUCCACAGGCCGUGCUUUAUAAUGACCGCUCAGUGCUAGAGAACCAUCACGCAGCGUCCGCAUGGAACCUCUUCAUGUCGCGGCCCGAAUACAACUUCCUGGCCAGCCUGGACCACAUGGACUUCAAACGCUUUCGCUUCCUGGUCAUUGAGGCCAUUCUCGCCACUGACCUUAAGAAACACUUUGACUUCCUGGCUGAAUUUAACACCAAGGUGGGGGAUGAUGGUUGCUCGGGCAUUGACUGGACAAAUGAAAACGACCGACUACUGGUGUGUCAGAUGUGUAUUAAAUUAGCGGACAUUAAUGGGCCCUUGAAAAGCAAAGAACUUCAUCUGCAGUGGACAGAAGGCAUCGUCAAUGAGUUCUAUGAGCAGGGUGAUGAAGAGUUGAGUCUGGGCCUUCCAAUCAGCCCCUUCAUGGACCGCUCGGCACCGCAGCUGGCCAAACUACAAGAGUCCUUCAUCACACACAUCGUAGGGCCUCUCUGCAGCUCAUAUGACUCUGCCGCCCUUAUGCCUGGGCACUGGGUCGACCCUCUGCCCAAAGAGGGUGAGGAUGGUGAGGAGGAGACAGACGAAGAGGAUGAGGAAGACACGCCCGAGGAAGACACCUCCACCAGCUCAGAACUGUCCCAGACACCGGUGCCCAAGAAACGACGGAAAGUUUACUGCCAGAUCACCCAGCACCUGCUCGAGAACCACGAGAUGUGGAAAAAGGUCAUUGCAGAAGAGGCUCAAAACCAAACAGAAGGGGAGGAGUUCACAUGCCUCAGUAACACCCCCGAGCCAAUCCUGGCCAUCGAUGAAGAAGAGGAGGAGCUGGGGAGUAAGGAGGAACCAAUAGAAGACCAGGAGGAGGAGACAGAGCAGGAGGAGGAGGAGGUGGAGAGUCCUCUACCUGAACAGACAGAGGAAACAGAUGGUGAGAUAGUAGAGGAAGUAGAGGAGACUGUGAAUCGAGACACAGCAACUGUAGAAGAAGACGUGGAGCAAACAGGAAAAGGCGAGGAAACGGAAGACAAACAGAGAAAGGAGGAUCCAGAAUGAAUGACUUGCCAUUUUUAGAUGAGAACGAUGUCUGAAAGCUUUUUAUUGGCAAGCGAGACUCUUAAAAAAUGGUUGCCAGCACAUCACUUAGACACAACACUGUAGAUGCUUGGGGAACAUGUGCCUAAUGGAAACAGGGUGGGGUGGUCAGUUUGGAGGGUUGCAAGUAACAGUGAGCAGGGAUGUAUUGUUGGCGCCAAUGGGAUCAUAGACACCUCCAAAAGAAUGGGGUUUGACGUUGCUGGGACAUAAUGUUCUGGUGGGUCGUGUUUCCUAUAUUUUCUAGACGUUAAAUUGGUCAGUUUUGGUUUCCGAAUGCAAGUCCUUCUGGCUACACCUUCAGCUGCACCUUAACAAAGACUGCCAACCCCCAAAGUAUAACAGGGGUCCCAGUGACCUGCAACUCCACAAGCUUUGCAGGCUUGUUCGAGCUUAUAGUGUCAAAGUCGGGAACGAGAAAUCCAAUCCAUCGUGACUCUGGCGAAGAGUCUCCUAAAGGGCAUUUCGCCUCACUCACGUACUCCAUAAUCCGCAAUGCACGAAAGCAAACGUUCAAGAAAUAGCAUGCAUUUGUGGUUAAGAGAUACCAAAUGUGUAACACAACGUUCCCAUGUCUUGUCUUGUUCUUUUCCUUUCAAAAGGCCCAUUGCACACCUUCACAAGAUCACGGGCCACACAUUAUCACUAUAGCAAACACUUGCGGCAAUGUCCUGAAGGCAUCAAGCCAAAUACCCGUCAUUCUCGUCCCUCACCUGAACAUUUGUCUUACCUCCGACGGCAUUCCAGUAAUCCAUGGACUGAGAUUUUCUGUUUCUCAGGAUCAGACUGUUUUCUGACAACUGUACUAGGGGGUCAUUGGUUUUUAUGGACUUUCUUGCAACUUUAUAAUCUUUUGAACCUUAAUUUGUGACGUAACGAAAAAGGAAAUCUUUAGUUGUUUUCUAACAUGUGAUUUCUUUAAAACAUCAAAGGCUGUUUUUAACCAAGUAGCCCAAUCAUUGUUUUACAAGGUAAUUUGAUAUAUAUUUAUGCACCACAUUAUAUACCGCACCCAGCUCUGUUUUGAUGAGGCAUGCAAUAGUACAUCAUUUUAUCCCUCUUGACAUAUUCUCGUAUCAGAUGUCAGCAUUUUCCUGACAAAAGUUUAUGUACCGUCCAAAACUCAAUAGAGCUUCUUAAGACAGCUCUUGCAUGGGCCCUCUCUCUCUCUGUCUGUUCCUACAUUUAAUUUUAAGCUUCUUAGUAAACUGUUACAGCGAGUUUUGUUAGUUGAGUAAACUGCCCUGGCAAGUUUUGAUGAUCAAAGGCGCAGACUGGAGCACGUGGCCGAGGGGGGCUGCUGCAUUCCCUGCAGUUGCAUGUUCUCCCUCUAAACAAGGCCGUAGUUAUGCUUUCCUGCCAUGUCGCAGAGCCGCUGCAGGCAUGCAGGCAGGUGUAUGAGCGACUGCAAGUUCCUCAUACCCUGAGCCCAAGGGAGGAGAUGCAAAACGGCGCCCCUCUCAUAUGAGCGGACCCAAAGACCAUGUGUCGCGCAGAUUCGAGCACUGGCCGACACGGCUGUCCACGCUCGCCUUUGAUGUGCUGAAAGAGGCAGAUUGUUUACGACAGCCAUUCAAGACCAGAUGAAACAACCUCUGCGGGCUUAAUCACCUCGAGUCAGAUGUGUAAUCAGCCUGAGUCCGGUGUCUUCGGUCUCUGUAGCAUCACUUUGAAGGAAAGCCAGUUAAAAUUGCCUAGGUAGGAGGUGACGGUCAUGUGCUUCAAACCUGUUCAGCAUUCAUCUUCUGAAACGUUCCACUCCAAUCACAAUGCGGUCUAAGCCUUAAUAGUAACAGGCAACAUGGUGCAAUGUAGUUCAGCGAAUUUAAGCAAUACUGACCCUAUCUGAAGAUUGGUAGCAUUUUCCAGUUGCACUUUCUUUGUUUUGGUGCUGUGUAUUCUCACACAGCUCAAGUGUGUGUGCCAAAAAUAACUUUGAAAUUCUUGAUCUUUCCCUAAAGUACAGACAUUACCUCGCUGUAGCCGGUGAGCAGGUUUUCACAGUGGCUGGAUAAGCAUGUAAAAGUCAGUUGUGUUUGUGAGUAUGAAUGCAGUAUGAAUGCUUUAUUUGUACCAUGUUUAUUUAGAAUAUAUAUUUUAUUCCUGCAUUAGGCCAGAGAUAUGUAUCCAUAGUUCUGAGAUAUUUUAACCCGUUAAUGCAUGAAUUAAUAUACCACAAAGGGAAAAACGAAAAACAUUUAUGUGAAAUUAUGAAUAUACAGCUCUGGAAAAAAUUAAGAGACCACUGCAAAAUUAUCUGUUUCUCUGGAUAUACUAUAUAUAGGUAUGUGUUUGAGUAAAAUGAAAAUUUUUGUUUUAUUCUGACAACAUUUCUCCCAAAUUCCAAAUAAAAAUAUUGUCAUUUAGAGCAUUUAUUUGCAGAAAAUGACA